Molecule: messenger RNA, 1851 nt
Organism: Lagopus leucura (white-tailed ptarmigan)
Lineage: Eukaryota; Metazoa; Chordata; Aves; Galliformes; Phasianidae
Gene: FAM3B
Product: FAM3 metabolism regulating signaling molecule B
Exons: 8
Coding region: 1-708 (235 amino acids)
Source: RefSeq, a predicted model, not a curated record
AUGUGGCAGAGGCGGCACUAUUUUGUGAAGUUAUCAGGGCUCUUGUUGGCAUCAUCGUUUGCUUGGUACUUGGGAUACUUAUUUGCUGCUCAUUUAUCACAAGAGACACUGUCGACAUCUAUAGCUUAUCUUCAAGACAUUGGAAAGAAACCAGUGUUGAGGGCCCCACUCCCCAGAAGGCAGAAGUGUGAUCACUGGUCUCCCUGCUCACCAGGGAGCUAUGCCUAUCGGAUUCUUAGUGGUGGUGGCAAAGAAAAGCUGGCUAAAAUCUGUUUUGAAGAUGAGCUGCUUAUAAGUGAAGAAAAGGGUAAUGUUGGAAGAGGUAUAAACAUAGCCAUUGUCAAUUAUGAAACAGGAGCACUAACAUCAGCCAAUUUCUUUGACAUGUGGGAAGGAGACCACUCAGAAGAGAUGGUGGCUUUCAUUGAAAGUGCACCACAAGGGUCCCUGCUUUUCAUGGUUACUCAUGAUGAUGGAAGCGCCCGGUUGAAAAGUAAUGCCAAAAAGUUAGUAGAAGCUCUGGGAAGUAAAGAAAUACAAAAUAUGAAGUUCAGGUCAAGCUGGGCUUUUAUAGCUGCCAAAGGCUUCAGGCUUCCAGAUGAUAUCGAAAGAGAAAAGAUAAACCACUCUGACAGUAAGAAGAAUAGAUACGGUGGCUGGCCAGCUGAAAUACAGAUAGAGGGCUGUAUCCCAAGAAACCUGAUGUAAACAAAUGUAUACCUCCUUAGCAAAGAUUCUUCUAUAUUUUUAUGCAUAUAACUCUGGUAGUUUGCGUCCAGAGCCCAAUAAGCACCUGAACAGCAUUUGUAAAAUAAGUCAUAUAUACAGUUUUUACUCUUGCUUUCAUUUGUGAGGUUUUUCUCUAAUCUGAAAACAAAUAGAUCUUUUGAUGCAAGUGGUAAGAAAAUGCUCUGGUUUGAAAUUACAGUACUUAGACAGUUGGUUGUAAAAUACCAGGGUUAUUGAAAGUGAUUGUACAUUGUCAUCAGUGACUUGUUAGUUACUUGUUUUUAACGUGUGUUUCCUCUUGGUUCCCCUUAUAAACUAACAUAGAAAUUAGUCUAAUCUAUAAUAUAAAAUAAAAUGUAAAUAUAGUAUAAUAUAAAAUAAAUUAUUUAGUACUAAUUUAUUGGUAACUUCUCUUCAGAAGAAGCCACUACGUUUUUUGAGCUGGCUUUGGUAAUGUUAACAAUCUGGGAUAACGUUGUUAACGUGUGGGAAUGGGAUGUUGUUUCUGCAUUAGAUAUUAAAAAGGGCAAUUGGUUUGAAGAAGUAGAACAUAAUGUAUUUGUAUUCUGUAACUUAUCCUUAGAUCUAAAAAGUAGAAAUACUGUAUACGUUAGCAGCAUCUUUUGGAGACCUAAUUACUGAAUUAUGUGAUUAAUUAUUUCUUGCAAAACUGCAAGAAGUUGUUAAAUGUUCCAAACAAUGUGGUAUAGUGUUAGGGAUUAGAAAACAUACUGUAGGGUUGUUCUGUUAGGAUAAGAAACUCCCAGCAAAAGAAAAAUAGAUUUAACAAACAUCUACACUAGGCUGGACUGUCUCACUCCGUGAGAAGCUUAGGAUGUGACAGGCAGGCAUCAAGAUACUCCCCUCUGUCCUCCUUCUGAGCUUAUCUCUAUGCAAGGGUGGAUGAGCAGAUAUCCAGAAACAAUGACCAAACAUAAUGACCAAAGGGUCAGAAGUUAAUUAGUUAAUUAAUUAGAAGUUUAUGCUUAGCCAGCGAAGAUUUAUGUUUGUCCACUGUUUGUAUGUUUAGUGAAGCGUCGAGAAGAUUGUGAACAUAAAGUACUCAGCCAGUGAGGAACUAGGGGAGAAAGAGAUAAGCGUCGGGCAAUAAGGCAUAAAAGA